Molecule: messenger RNA, 2933 nt
Organism: Nematocida parisii ERTm1
Lineage: Eukaryota; Fungi; Microsporidia
Exons: 1
Coding region: 1-2925 (974 amino acids)
Source: RefSeq, a predicted model, not a curated record
AUGGAAGAAAGACACAGAACGUUCAGAGAGAACGUGCUUAUGGCAAGAAGUAUAUUGAAGCAUAAAAACAUUAUGGUGCUGUUAAUGACAAUGACAAUCUGCGGUGUACGUGCAGUGAUAGAAUUAGAUGCAGCGUAUUCAAUGCAAAAACAUUUAGAAAAUGGCAUGGCAAUGCAUCCAGAAGGAGGGCUUUCCCCACUGCUUCAGGAUGCAAUGCGCAAGAAUAUGUUUAUACAGAACUUACGUAGGUACUUAUUUACAGUAGAUAAUUAUAAUAUUAAAGAUGAAACGUUUGGGUCUACUAUAUACGAUGAUAUUGACAAUGACUACAUGCAAGCAUUCACACAACAAUUAAUUAAUAUGUUUCCAUCAGAAGGCAUGCAUUUAUCUAUUGAGUCAGAGAAGAGUGACUCAUUCACUCGAUUUCUGAGAGAGUACAAGGACGCGUCAUGUAGUUUAUAUGUUCUUGCUUCUUUACUUCUUCUUUCUGAAGGGAUAGGUAUUCCUAUUGAAAUAGUAGAGGAUAAAGAGAACAAAAAUAAAAUGCUUGUUUUAAAAAAGAAAGAAACAGAGAGCCCAGAAAAGGAUAGUACUGCUGAGUCAGAAGAAAAAAGAAAAAAACUAAAAGAAGGAUUCCACAUCAACCUAAGCAUGAAUAUAAAGGGCAAAGAAGAAGAAAGGGGCAAUGCUGCCGAUCUAGUAUAUCAGAAGAAAACAGAAGAGAUAGUGAGCUUCUUCAAGAGUAUUGCCACCACCAAUUCAUCUUACUGCUUAAAAGUGCCAGAAGAGUUCUCAAUGCCUACUACAUAUGAAGAGUUCUUAAAGGGGAAUUUUCUGUGCAAUCCGAAGUUCCUUAUACAGUCGUACUUCUUUGAGUAUAUAGACAGUGUGGAGAUGUAUAGAGAGUUUGUAAGAGUGGUGUAUGAAUUAAUUACUGAACAAAUAUCAAACAAAGAUGAGAAGAAGAGUGAGAGUGUAUGUAUGGAGACAGGAAAGAAAGCACAGGAGGUGUUUGACAGUCUAUUCAUUAGUGGGACAUCAUGUGAAUUAUCUAAAAAAAUGAAAAUAUUUAAUGAAUUAUAUAAAUUUGAGUCUAAAUGGAAUACUAACCAGGAAAACAUGCCUUUAAUAGAAAAUUUCUAUUUUAAUAAUUUAAAUAGAGAUGGGUCAGAAAAAAGUAAGAGCCAGAUCGAUUCUAUUAGUAGAAUAAAAUACAAGAACCACACCGUGAAUAUGCUUCUCGGGAUAAUAUGCUGUUUUUCUUUUGACCCAAUCACAAAAGAAUAUACCACAAAAAACCUACCUAGCCCAAGCACUGAUCUAAAAGAUUUUUUAAGAAAGUACCGGCGCCCAACAGAUCUUAUAGACGACAGUGCGUAUCUAGACUGGUGCAAGGUUAUAAGCAAUUUACACACUACAAAAAAAGCUGACGAAACCCUCACAAAAUUCAAUCCAAAUGCCAAGCUUGGUAUAAUAAACCUACUGUAUGGCAUAGAAGCAUUGAUUGGGACACCCAGCAAUUUUAAAAGCAGAAUUUGCUAUCUAGAGGACGCAGUGGAGUAUUUAAUAAAAAAUGCCCUAAAUUACAGUGCGAUAGAAUCAAUAUUCCUUGAUUUAAAAAUGUACAUAGAAGAGAUACUUCAAUCAUUUAAAACUAAAAACCGCAUACGCGUAUCCGGUGAUAAGUAUCAGCCCAGCUUUAUAUAUCAAAAUACAUAUGACCUAGUUCCAUUCUUGGAAACUGAGCUUAGUAUUACAUAUUUCUUGGACUUUCUAAAUGCGCCUGAUAAUUAUAUCAUGUUUAAUCUAAGCAUAGACAACUACCGCGAGUUUAAGAUAGAUUACAAAAAAAAUGACAAGCAGUAUGCAGAUGCUGCUCCUGUUGAGCAAGACCUGCAGAGGAUGAAAACAAUGACUAGUUCUUCUACGCGCUACAUUGAUUGGAUAGUAAGCCAAUAUUUAUACAUUAAACAAAACAAACUUGCAUACUCAAAGGGCAAAAAGGCUAGCUAUGAGGAUGUAAUAAGUAGAGUAUUAAAUGGCAAGCCGUGCUCUCCAAAUAGUCUAAUGCUCUAUGGAAGUUUGGAUAAUAAGGCCCUUAAGUCGAAAAUUGUUGAGCUGGUUUUAAUGCACUCCAAUGAAAGAAAUAACGUAGUUUACGAUAAUAACAUGAUAAAAUUCACUAGAAGUCUUGCCAUUGGGGCUUCCUCUACUGUAGAUUCUGAAAAUUCUCCUUUUAUGCGGCUAUACAUAUACAAUGAGAACUAUGAAAAGUGCUAUCCCAGAAAUUCGGGUUACAUAGAGAAGGACUGUGCUUAUGCCAAUUAUUUUUCUAUUGUAAAAGAGCAGUUCGACUCAAUGUGUUCAUCUGGCGACUCCUUAGCCACUAGCCAGCUUGUGGCACUAUACAAUCGGCUGUAUACGUGCAACAACAAAUACUUGUUUUUCGGGUCAUUUUAUAUAUUUGCAAUUAUAAUUAAUGAAUUGUCUAUAAGUGGAAAAGAGACUGAAACAAUCCAAAAUACAAAAGCUAUUAUAAGCCAAAUGCAAAUGUGCAAUCUACGCAAGUUCAACGUAAGCAUAAUUUGUUUAUCCUGGCUUAUUCGCAUAAGUUGCUGGUAUAACGAAAUUCCUCUGGCAUUUACCAAAGUUAUAUAUGAUUGCAUACUGCCAGAAGAUCUGACGGAAAGUAUUAAAUUGUUUUUUAUCUCUGAUUUCAUUGAUUCGGCUUUGAAUAAAACCGUGCAUUUUAUGGCGAAAAACAAAGAGGCGCUGUUAACUGCGGAGGAUGAUAAGCAUGUAUGUGUCCUAGAAUCCAGAGAAGCCAAAUAUAAGAUGGUUUUGAGCGCUGUAGAGGGGUUAUUAAGUUCUUCUGCACGCAAUAAUUUGUCUUCUGACCAUUUGGAUGGGACAAUCGAAAAAUAAACAGAUCU